Molecule: messenger RNA, 1220 nt
Organism: Rhodofomes roseus
Lineage: Eukaryota; Fungi; Basidiomycota; Agaricomycetes; Polyporales; Fomitopsidaceae
Exons: 2
Coding region: 207-857 (216 amino acids)
Source: RefSeq, a predicted model, not a curated record
AAGCGCUGCCGCGAUCACCGUGACGGCGCCUGCGCGUCGACGCGACGACAGCGCACCAUUGUUGUCGUUUGUCCUCCAUUGUUCUCUGUGUUCUCUCCUUACCGUUCGCCGCUAUUUAUCUCCUAACCAUUCGCUGUGUGCGUUAGCAUCCCCCGGUGAGCCUCAGCAAGCGUUGUCCUCGUCGUGUCUACAGCAUUUAGCUCGCAAUGGCCGUCCAGUCGUACCGCGCACACUCCAUUCACGGGCCUUUCGGCUCUGCAUUCGCCGCUAAUUCUUCCCUCUCAUCGGCGCAGGCGUCGUCGUUCACUAAACUCCCGAACGUCUCCGUCAAUCCCCAUGGCAAAGCCGCCAACUUCUUCGUCCCCGCCGCCCGCACACGGCCGACUCUGACGUUGCAGACCGCCUCCGUCCAACGCCUCCGCAGGCCAGCGCCGCCGCCUCCGUCGCGGCAGACACGCGCUGCGUUGACCACGCUCGCAGAGGACCCCUUUAUGGACCAGCCGAUCAUUGCAGUAGUGAGCCCAUCGUAUCGCUCGGCCCCUUCCUCUCCUCCAAUCGCCUCUCGUACGCGCAUACCGCCGCCUGUAUACGCAGAGUCCUCAGCAUCUUCCGUAUCCCCUCAAGAAUCUCACCGUGUCGCUCCUGCUAAGCCCGUCGUCAUCCCGCCCGGCAUUCAGCCUGUCAUGCUCCUGCCCGAGUUCGGGUAUCAACAUGUCAGGGGAAGACUUGUGGCCUGCAUGUUGCUCAACAGGAACUGUGGGCGACCCAUGCGGAGGCGCAGGCCCUUCUGCAUGGCCGGGGGGGCCUACGUCCCGAGCGCGCUUUCGAGGAUGGUGGCCGUCGACUCAUCUGCGUAGACUGCGCCGCGCGGACCCCCCUAGACCAACCGGAGUCCUCUUCACCCUCGUUACGGAUUCCCAUACACAUUGUAUCACCAUACCGCUCGAACAUAAUCGUCGCUUGUUUGUCGCAAUCUCCGCACUUUCUCUGCACGCAUGAAGAUAUUUGUCCAAUCGUUGGUUCAUUGGUUCGCACUGUACGAAUAUAGUACGCAUGUCUAUAAUAGCAUUGCAUGGUUAUUUGGUUUCUUGGCUCGUACAUCACGCGAGGGGGCAACUUCGGCAUCGUAGAGGUCGGAUGCUCCUCAAGUGGCGAUUGAGGUAUCAUCAGUGCUCGCGAUCGUGUUUUGUGUUAGACAAAUGAGAUGAUGUUUCCCAUUU